GUGACUACAACCUAGCGUUUAUUAUUUACCUCGAUCGUGAUCCUGUCUCAGUGAGUGUCAACGGAUGAGAAUUACCAAUUCCUUUAUUCGUACGUUCAUUUGAUUCAACUCUUUUACAAGGCCCUUACUGCAAAUGAGACGGCGAUUAAAACACUACGUUAUCUAUCUUCAGUUCGUGAUAUUCUUUGCUCAUUUGGUGGUCGUGCUCUGUGACUUGUGUUGUAUAUGUAAUGAAAUUGGGAAACGCGGAAAUUUGGUAAUUUUUAAAAAUAAUACGUGUGCUAUUGUGAUACUUUUAGUGGAAUACAGUCAAAUGUUUUAAAUAUAGUGUAUUUAAGGUUAUCUGGCGUUCCUUCGUUAAGUUGCAACACUUAAUUAAAAAAACAAAAAAAACGUGUUUAUCAAUUUGCAAUAAUUUCGGACAGCUAAUUAAGUCAUUUGCUGGGCUGGAGUGAUAAAAAUAUGUCCGAUGAAGCUCCUUGUGGUAAAUGUGGGAAAAGUGUUACCUACGACGAUCAGGGCGUUGGUUGUGAAGGAGUAUGUGGUCAAUGGUUCCACAUUACAUGUAUCGGCAUGGACAUAGACUUUUACAUGCAACUUGUUCGUAACGAAAAUGCCCUGUGGAAGUGUGAUGACUGUAUGCUGAGAAACUUUGGGAAGGAUAAACGUUCCUCCGGUGCCUACAAAAGAUGUUUGAACGGUGGCAGCAGCGGUGGUGAGCUCUUCUGUGAUAGGAAAGUCCAAGUGUCAGUUAAAGAAGAAGAGAGAGAUACUUCAGUGUCUUGGAAAGGAGAAGGGAAGAUGCCCAUAACAGAUCUGUUCAUAGCAGUGAAGAAAGAACGAGACCUCUUGUCAGAGAUGGAAAAAGUUGACGAAAGUAAAGGAAAGAACAUAACCGCAGAUCUUGUGCCGUACAUAAAGGUAGAACCUGAAGUCAGUUCUGACAUGAUAAAAAACUGUGAUAUCAAGACAGAAAAUGAUGUUAUUACAGUUGAAGAACAUGUUUUGUUUCAAGAAGAUACUGAAUUGUAUGCCAACCUGGCGGAUGUCCUGUCAUGUUUGAAAAAUAUAACGCCUGCUACUGAGGGUAAGUCGAAGUUAGAAACAACUGUGGACAGGGAUUCUCUUCUCAAAUCUCCCAGUAGUGUGGAUGUUGAAAUGGUAGAAAAUUUUUCCGCAUUAGAGUGCAAGGAAAAAAAUCUUGAAUCAAGGUUAUCGUAUUAUCAUGGCCGUAAUAAACACCAAAAAUAUGGGGAACAAAAUAAGUGUAAUAUUUGCGAUAAACAUUUUAAGAAAGCAUAUUCUUUAAAGCGACAUCAUUUAAAUGUUCAUUUAGGCUUAAAAAGUUACAGGUGCAGUAUGUGUUGUAGUUCUUUUACAACAAAGUUAGCUUCUAUGAAACACAUGUUGUCGGAACAUGAGGAUUCAUAUUUGUCGGAUGUGGCAAAGCUACGUUUAUCUGCAGAAGAGUACCACUGUUCACAAUGUGGAAAAAUUUUUUAUUGUCGAGGUACCAUGGUGAAUCAUAUUAGAGUACAUUCUGAAGACAGACCAUUUGCUUGUCAUUUGUGUAACAAAUAUUAUACAACCCGUAGCAAUUUAAAUGUUCACUUGGCUAGUCAUGGUGUACAUACGAGACUGAGUGAUGUGAGUUUGUAUCAAGUUGAAUGUGAUAGCUGCAAAAAACAAUUUUAUUGCAAAUCACAUUUACGGGACCACUUGAAGAGUUCAUGCUCACUUAAAUGUAACAGUUGUAAAAAGGUGUUUGAUAAACUCAUUCACUUUAGAAGACAUAUAAAAAUGUGUGCGUUUAAUUGGCCAGUAAGCUGCAGUGUCUGUGGUUGUGGUUUCUUAAGAAAGAACUCCCUAACACGAUACAUGCAAAAACAUGACCCAACAUUUUAUUAUGAGUGUGAAUAUUGUAAGAAACAUUUCAAACGGAGAAGUGUCCUGGUAUAUCAUCUUCAGCAAAAAUGUGUAUGACUCACAUAUCCUAAUCAUAGCGUUUUUUUUGUUCAUCUGCUAAACGUGUUUUUUUAUUAUACGUACACUUUUUUAAAAAAUUAGUAUCUUAUUACAUUGUUUAAUAUUUAAUAAUCUCAUGAUAAUUAACAUGCCAUUUGUCACAGUGCAUUGCUGCAUUGAUGGCUGCAAGAUGUGACAUAAUAUUUAUUAGUAGAAAUUUCCAUGAAAAUAAAAUUAUUUUGUAUUGCUUUGAAAUGUAACAAUUAGAAGCAUUUUGUUGGUAGAAAUUUUUUUUUUCCAUUAGUACUGUUCCAUACUGUAAAAGCAAGCUUUUAAGGUUAUUAAAUAUAUAUGUAUAUACACAUACAUGUGCACACACAAACACACACCAAAAUUAUGUAAAGUGUGAUUGUGUUUAACAAUAUGUUUGAAUUUGUAAUAAAUUUGUAUAUAAAAUGAUAUACAAAUAAAAAUUACCAUGCAGUUAUUUAAUCAAAAAUGUUUCUUAUGUUGUUUGUUCAUCAUUAAUUUUAAGUAGUAGUUUUUGUAGGUAUCAAUGCGAGUGGGAAAGUUUACAGUUCGGAAAAUUUUCCUUUUUCCCAUUACCAACUAGACAUACAUAAUUGGAGGAGAUAGGUAUAUACCAUGUCAUUCAAUAAUUUAUUUUCUGUAAACUGUUUAAACAAUAAUUUUUUGUUCCUAUCAGUUAGUAGAGGGUAUCAUGGGUCUUAGGGCGGUAUUCCAAGACGUUUUAGUAAGGUAGCAAAUAUGCACUGCCUUGUUGGGCAAUUGCUGUACCCUAACUCUUGGGUCAUAUUCCAAAACGUGUCCUAACUGAACCCCUGUAAGGUAUCAGAUCGGCAGCCGUUUUAAUAAACGAGGACUUGUGCGAGGCUAUAAACAGUUGUACUUCGUGGAAUCCAUCAAAAUUUUAGCUUAUUUUUUAAAACUAUGGAAUUAUAAUGUGAAAUAAAAUAUUUAAUUUUGGUUGUACAAGAAUAAACAGAGAAUUUUUGGCCGUAUUUAUGUUUGCUGUUUUUUUAGGAUAUUGGGGGGAGGGGGGGGGGAAAUGUAAUCGUAAAAGUUCCUUUAAAGUUCAUUAAAAAGGAAAAAAAUAUAUAUACAGUUAUGGAUAAAAUCGGCAACAGAUAGGACACCAAAAAUCAGUGCCCUAAAAAUAAGGGACUGGCCGUGUCCUAUCGUGCACUUGGAAUAUGGUUAGGGUACAGGUAUUGCAUAUUCAACACCUAAACCCUUAUUUUUGUCUCUUGGAAUACGGCCCUUAAUGCUGUUUGAGCAAAAUAUUUAUUGUGCUUAUUGGAUGACUACCACAGCUAAGUACAAGUUAUAAAAUAUAAUGGAGAUCAAAAUUCCUAAAGUGCUGGGAAUGUGUGCUGAGUAUUCUUAUUUAAAUAUUAGUUAACAAUUUAAACAGUCACAAUAAAAACCUUAGUAAAAAAUUAUUAUCUUUUUGUAACAGAACUAAAAAUAGUCCAUAUUUAUAAUCUGUAUAGUCCUUUUUAAAUGGUGAAAAUACAGACUUUUCAGUAUAGUUUUAUUGUUGACAGUUAUGGAUUCACUUUGUCUUUUCACUUGUAUGGCUGAUAGUUCUUAAAUAACAAAAAUACAAUUUAUGUAACUAUAAUGGUUUUAAAGAUUCAAAUAUAGUACAAGUCUAUUCCCCCCUCCCCCCACACACUAUUUACAGCCUUUUGAGAAUGAAAUACAUAGUAUCACAUUCUUCUUUUUUUAAAGAACAAAUGACUGUGCUUACUUACUCCAGUCACCAUUCUCAGCUUUUAUCUCAUCUUCACCAUAAUCAUGGUUGCUGUGAGAGAUAUUUUUCUGCUCUAGUUUGUCCUGCUGUUCAAAAAAGCACUGCAAGAAAUCCUUUUCAUUAGGAAUAUAGUCUUGCUGGCUCUUCAGAACUCUAAGUUUCGCAGACAUGAUGGCUACCAAUUUUUUUUUUAAACACUGAAAAUUCUAGGAUGUUCAACUUUGUGUGGUGUAAGAUUUGUAUAAUUCCAAAUCUGUGUGUGUGGUAUUGUAUUUAACCUCAAAUGGUUUGUCUGUAUCUAUUCUCAUCUCUCAUGCUAUGAUUCUAUUAUCUACAAUUUCAGCACAAAAAUAAACUCAGUAUGUACUGUCAAAAAUUCAACAAAGUAGACAGGAUAGCAGCCAUUUUAGUUAGUCAUGUGAUUGGAAGCAGCAUGCAUAUUGACUGGUUCUUACAAAGUAGUGAGGUCUAAAAUUCAUUUUAAUGUAAGUUAUUAGAAAUGGGUUCACAUUGCUUUCAAUGGCAAAUUUUGAAACCUUGUACAAGAAUAUAUUUUAAAAAUGUAUAAAAAUAAUAUUUGUCAAAUGGUUGCAAGUCCACUUAUUAAAACAAAUGGAAUGAUUGCGGAUUAUAUCACAGUGGUGUAAUUUGAUACAAUGUUGGUGUAGGUAAUGCCAUAACUGUAGUGCUAACGGAGGCCGCCUCUGUGUACCAGUUAAGUUGACAAUAGAAACCUCUGAUGAACUGCACUUGAUAGCUUCAGUAUGUAUUUACUUUUAACAUUUCAUCUAUUAUAUCAAAAAAGCACAAAAAAAUUUGUCUCGGAAAUGGUUUUUGUAGCACGCUGCAGUUGAAGAGAAUUAUUUGAAAAAAUUUUAACGAUAAAAUCAGUUCUAGUUUUUAAAAAUAUUCUUAUAUGAUAUUGAUUUAUAACAUGGUCUUAUGAUUAAAGUUUUGGUUCUUAGCACAUGAUUACUCAUUAAAAAGUUUAAAGGUUUUUUUUAAAUGAUCAUUUUUGUGAACAGGAGGUUCACUAAUACUUACAUUGGUUUCCAUUCAACUAAGAAUUUACAUUGUCAUAAAAAGAAUAGUAUGGCGUGAUAUAAUUUUGCUGGAUUGAAGGAUGCAAUAUUUGAAAUGUUUUAUGGAAAUAAUUUUCAUGAAAAAUAUGUGAUAUUACUAGGCCUGUGUGAAUAUUUGUAAUUUCAUAUCUGAUUUGAUUUUAAUUACAAUACUUUGAAAUAAUUAAUAUUAGAUUGUAUUUGACAUGCAAGGAAUCAUAUAUCUUUUGCCUUAUUUUUAUUUAAAGUUACCCUCUUGCCUUCCCCUGGAUAAGCCCUUUGAUGUGUACAGUAAACAGCAGAAUGACUGAAGUUCUGAUGGCAUAAUUACUUUAAUCUGGAAAUUUUCUGACAAAUUGAAAGCAACUGGACAGUAAGCAGUUUGCACACAAUAAAAAAAACUGAAGCUUACAUUUUUAUUUUUUA
This is a messenger RNA of Bacillus rossius redtenbacheri, 5229 nucleotides long. Its product is annotated as zinc finger protein 501-like. Gene Ontology annotation, molecular function: chromatin insulator sequence binding; DNA-binding transcription factor activity, RNA polymerase II-specific; RNA polymerase II transcription regulatory region sequence-specific DNA binding. Gene Ontology annotation, biological process: regulation of transcription by RNA polymerase II. The coding region runs from base 463 to 1983 and encodes 506 amino acids. The transcript has 5 exons. Gene Ontology annotation, cellular component: nucleus; chromosome. Lineage: Eukaryota; Metazoa; Arthropoda; Insecta; Phasmatodea; Bacillidae. The record is from RefSeq and is a predicted model, not a curated record.